AACAAUAAUGGCGUUUCUCUCGAGGAGGAAAAUGAUUCAAACCUGCAUUUCUUCUUCCCCUUCUCUUCCUUUUUUAUCCCUCUCUUCUUUUUCUUCUUUCUUCCCCGCCCGGCCGCCCCUGCAGAAGACGGUAGACAUAGAAAGAAAGAGAAGUUGAAGAAGAAGAAAAACAUGACCGAGAUUAUUUGUCUUCUCCACAAGGAUACAUUGGUGAUAAAGACACCCAAGAGAUCUCCUUUGGUAUUUAGAACAGUAGUAUUGUUCUUUGUUAUGGUUUGUGGAGUAUAUAUUCUCUCAAUUUGCUUGAAACAAACAAGCCUCCAUACAAAAGCUCGAUUCUUAAACCUUCAAGUCAUAGAACAGCAGCCUUGCCCUGUUCCUGGUUUUCAGCCAUGGGAAAACAUCCCUUAUCAACAUUUCCCCAAACCUAAAACCUUCAACAGAGAGGAAUGUGGCUGCAAUCCUGUUCGAUAUUUCGCGAUUUUGUCUGCUCAAAGAUCGGGAAGUGGUUGGUUUGAGACGUUAUUGAACAGUCAUAUGAAUGUUAGCUCAAAUGGGGAAAUAUUUGGUGAUAGAUAUAGAAGAAGUAAUGCAUCAGUAGUUGUUGAGACAUUGGAUAGAGUUUAUAGCCUUGAUUGGAUAUCUAGUUCUUCUAAGAAUGAGUGUUCUGCUGCUGUUGGAUUCAAAUGGAUGCUUAAUCAGGGAUUGAUGGAGAAUCAUGAAGAGAUAGUGGAGUAUUUCAAUAGAAGAGGUGUUUCUGCAAUUAUCCUCUUUAGAAGGAAUCUUCUUCGAAGAAUGAUUUCAUUACUUGCUAAUAGUUAUGAUAGUCAAGCUAAACUAUUAAAUGGAACUCACAAAUCCCAUGUGCAUUCCCCACAAGAGGCGGACAUUCUGGCGACAUAUAAACCGAAGAUUAAUACAACAAUUCUAAUUCGCGAUAUGAUGCAAGAAGAAGAUCAAAUUUCAAGAGCCUUGCAGUAUUUUAGCAAAACCCGACACAUUGUUGUUUACUACGAGGAUGUAGUCAGCAACAAAACCAAACUGUCGGAAGUUCAGAAGUUUUUGGGUGUGCCGGAUAUGGAACUUAGUAGUCGUCAGGUUAAGAUACACAAGGGUCCUUUGCAAGGGCAGGUCGAGAAUUGGGAUGAGAUUGAAAGAAUUAUUAAAGGAACAAUGUAUGAAAGGUUUCUUCAAGCUGAUUACGAAUUAUAGUUGUUUGGAGACUUCUACCCGUAAUGGAUUGAUUACGGGUAGAGGAAGAGGAGUUCAAUAUUUAUGGGAUCGGCAAAUAAAGAGUUUGCCACCAUUUUCAGAUUAUGGAGGAAACAAAAUGUAACAAUAUAUAUUAGUUUCUGGUUUUGAUUGUGACGACGAGGUCGAGGUUUGGAAAGGCGAAAGAAGUGUUGAUUUCAUGGAAAAUUCAAUGGAACCUUCAUUUGUUCAUUCUUUUUAUUUGAACAGAAUUACUCAUGCAUCGGAUAACCAUAUCUUGUACAUUUUGUAAUGCUCCAAAUCUCAGAACUUGCACAUUGUAAUUUUAGGCCAUAAAUAAUGAAAAAUUGGGAGAAGUACAUUUCAGG
Messenger RNA from Impatiens glandulifera, 1580 nucleotides. Its product is annotated as nodulation protein H-like. Lineage: Eukaryota; Viridiplantae; Streptophyta; Magnoliopsida; Ericales; Balsaminaceae. The record is from RefSeq and is a predicted model, not a curated record. The transcript is spliced from 6 exons. The coding region runs from base 172 to 1212 and encodes 346 amino acids.